AUGCCCAGCGUCACCACACGACUUCGUUCAAGGCUUCAAGCCUUGUGGAAGACCGUGCACCGAGCUGAGAAGAACGGCAUGCUGGGUAACCACAGUGCUAUCACUGAGGAGUUUCUUAGGAAGAACAAAAUACGUCUCGUUCCUCAUACCUUUGAUCGUCCAGAUAAUAAGCCUACUUAUUCAAGCUGCGACCCACCUAUUCUGUUCGCGCCGCUCUCGCAGUCAGCUAUUGAUGAUUAUCCUAUCGACGCUGAUGAGUUGAUUGAUCCUGACACUGCAGAGUGUGAUAUUGACUUCAUCGAGUAUAGCCCGCCUAAAGAUGUGGAUAACAUCUAUGAAACAAGGUGGAGGCCAAACAAAUGCACGGAGUUUCUCUUUUCCUACCUCGAGAAUUGGGUUUUUGGCGGAUUCCCGCGCAAGAAUAUUGGGAAAUGUGCUUGGGCUCUUUCUGACCUAAGUGGAAUUACUCGAGUCAGCAUCCCCCACGGCCUGUACUUGGGUAAGGGUAUUUCCAAAACAACCGGAUUUCCAAACAAAAAGUGGAAUGCAGCAGUCUACGAGUAUAGAAGCGAGGAUGAUGCAACCCAAUAUCCCCAUGUUAUAUUGCUCUCUAGGCAAUCAGACAUGGGUCAUGAUGGCUCGAUGAUGCAUGGUGAACUGAUGCAACUUAUCACUGCUAUGCGAAAUCGUGCCUACCAACCUAUGAAGGGAAUCAAUGAGGAUGAUGCAGCUGAAGAGGACAUUCAAGACGCUCAAGGACCAGAGUUUCUUUUCAAAGACGAGCAGAGAUUCCCAGUUCUGAUGGUCUCUCUUGUCGGUCCCCAGCAUACUCGAAUCUACUACGCUUGUAUGGACGGCCAAGAUGUGGUAAUCCGACAGUCGCCUCUUUAUAGCCUUGAAAAGAAGGAUACAACUACUCUUGACUAUCUUGCCAGCUUUCUUUCAAGCAAGCGUCUAGAAGAAGUCAAAAAAAUGGAAUUGAGCUAG
Molecule: messenger RNA, 987 nt
Organism: Talaromyces proteolyticus
Lineage: Eukaryota; Fungi; Ascomycota; Eurotiomycetes; Eurotiales; Trichocomaceae
Exons: 3
Coding region: 1-987 (328 amino acids)
Source: RefSeq, a predicted model, not a curated record